Molecule: messenger RNA, 1557 nt
Organism: Acaulospora morrowiae
Lineage: Eukaryota; Fungi; Glomeromycota; Glomeromycetes; Diversisporales; Acaulosporaceae
Source: the annotation of a GenBank genome assembly
AUCAAUUAUAACACUCCUCCAAAUAUUAAUGACACGUACAAUCAGAAUUUGAUGUACUCCCAAAAGAGACCUUACCCACCGCCGGUGCAAAAUGCAAAGCCUGUACAAUCUGCUUAUGGAUACGGCCAGCCGCAAAAUACGACGCAGAAACCCGUACAUUCUGACGGAAUGCUUCAUCAUAAUAACAACUCAUCUUCUAAUCGGCCACCGCCACCUCAUCAUUACUACCCAAAUAGCAAUCCACCAAUAAUUCCUCAACAGCAAUCAAAUUAUUCCUACCCUGGAGAUUCAAUUCAUUCGCAGAAUGGAUACAACUAUGAUCCGCAAGGCGAAUAUUCCUCAAGUAAUUAUGAACACCCCCAACAACAAAAUUACGCACCCCAAAGUCAGUCGUCGCAAAAUCAGUUUCCUCAUAACAAUUAUCAGCCGGGAAAUGGUUCAUACGCUUACCCAGUUACUCAAGGUCUGCCUUCAUCUGAUCAGUCGGAUCACCAGGGUCAACCGAUCCAUCGCAAAAAAGUCGAUCAAUCAAGAUAUCCCAAUAUGAAAUCCUGCUCUGAAGUCCUUAAAAAAUAUAUCGAAAACAAUCACACUCUGAAAGGUUUCGUCAUGCCGGAGGAAUGUAAUGCGGCCAUACAUCUCGGAGUCGGUGACGCGGAUGGGCUACAGUUUCAUCUUGAUUCGGGGGAUAACGUGAACCGGAAUUAUGAUUACAGUGGUUUCUGCGAACCGCUUAUACACAUAGCCACUUUUAAUUGCAAAGGACCAAAUCUAAAUAUGAUACUAAAAAUAUUGAAACACAAUAAAGCAGAUUUUGGCAUUAGGAAUAAGCAAAAGAAAACUGCCCUUCAUCGAUUGCACGAUAACUCGGGAUUUCGAAAUUUGUUUAAGGAAGACGAGAAGAAAUAUGUAAGGCGUAUGACGGAGGCAAUAGAAAUACUGUGCGAAAACCAUUGUCCAAUAAAUGCUCGUGAUAAAGAUGGCCGAACGGUGCUAUCAUACUUUUUGGCCGAGAAACAUGGUAAACCCGAGAGUCGACAAACCGUAAUUUUAACCUUGUUAAAAAUGGGCGCAAACCCUAAUUUGUCGUGUACCGUCAAGGGACUGGAGCAGACAUUCUACGCGCCCACGGCAUUGUUCCUGGCCAUAGAAUAUGAAUGGCCGAUUGACCUCAUUGAGUUGUUGAUGAAAAAAGGAGCGGACGCUCGGAAAUGGGACACCACAAACAAGAUGAAUAUAUUGGGACUGGCAGUUCAGAAGAGGAAACAGGAUCUGGUCAAGUGGUUAUUAGAUCACAUUUCUUGUUUGUCCGAACCUGAGAGCAUUAAGGCAGCUAAGCGUAAGACAAGCUUCACGCAGUCGAUGCUGAUGUCAUGGCGUGGGAGAAAAACGUUGAAAGAUAAUUUAGAAAAUUACCCACGGACAGACGUCAAUGUCGACGCGGAUGAUGAGGAUUCCGAAAAACCAUGGUUUAUCGAUGCGGUCAAUAAGAAAUAUGAGGAACGCAAGCAACAUAAGGAAGAUGAUUCUGGAAAAAAUGAUAGCAAGAAAAAAUGA